Molecule: messenger RNA, 846 nt
Organism: Botrytis cinerea B05.10
Lineage: Eukaryota; Fungi; Ascomycota; Leotiomycetes; Helotiales; Sclerotiniaceae
Gene: Bctim13
Product: Bctim13
Exons: 2
Coding region: 205-498 (97 amino acids)
Source: RefSeq, a predicted model, not a curated record
GACGGGUGUUUGGACCACUCGGCACUUGCCUAAGGCCGAGUUGUGAAUUUGAUAGUCCAUCGUCAUUCUCUGGGAUGGAUUAAAAAAUUGAAGUUCUAGAUAUCAAAGUUUAUUAGCAUUCAACGACGAAAACCACUCCCUUGGAACCGCCACUUCCCACACAGAAAUCUACACAUACACAUACACAUACACACACACGCAAUCAUGGAUUCUCUCAACAAUGCAUUCGCCUCCUCGGACCCCAAAGCUGCCGUGAUGAAUCAAGUCCGUCAGGAAGCUGCUAUGACCAAUGCUAGACAAUUGAUCGAGAAAGUAAACGAGCACUGCUUCGAGAAAUGCGUCCCCAAGCCCGGUACCUCUCUCAGCAGCGGCGAAACCACCUGCUUCACCCAAUGCAUGGAAAAAUACAUGCAAGCGUGGAACACAGUGAGCAAACAAUAUAUUGCGAGAUUGCAACGAGAGUCGACUAGUGGAGGGGCGACGGGGGGUAUGUUCUAGGUUUUAGUUGGAGCUGGGAUCUUAGGGGAGGGGUAGAGGUAGGAUGAGAGAUGAGGGAUGAUCGGGAAGAGAAAGAGGUAUUCAUGGGAGGGAGCAAUAUUAUUGACCGGGAGGGGUUAUGUGAUGAUGAAAUGAUGAGGUGCUGGAGCAUGCUGGAGCGAGAUACCACACCAAUGAGUCGUAAUUUGGUAUGGGUCGCUACGAUGAUGGAGUGUAUUAUACUCUUGUACACUAUGAAUGGGUCACCACCUCUUUGAAAAUGGAGGGCAUAAAUUGCAAGGAAUUGGAAAUAACACCACUAUGGAUGAAAUGGAGAUAUUUAUCGCUAUGGGAUAUGAUUUGAUCUGA